Messenger RNA from Phodopus roborovskii (desert hamster), 432 nucleotides. Its product is annotated as reprimo-like protein. The record is from RefSeq and is a predicted model, not a curated record. The coding region runs from base 1 to 432 and encodes 143 amino acids. The transcript has 2 exons. Lineage: Eukaryota; Metazoa; Chordata; Mammalia; Rodentia; Cricetidae.
AUGGAGAGUCUGGAGAGAGCAGAAGUCUGGGUCCACUCCCCGAGUUGCUGUGUCUCGAGCUUCCUGAAUCACAGCGGCUUGGAAGGGGCAGGAGGUGAUGCCCGGGCCGCCCUGGGGAACCGCAGCUACGGGCUGGGCACGUGGCUAGACUGCUGCCCCGGGGGCGCACCGUUGACCGCCAGCGAUGGGGUCCCCGCGGGGCUGGCGCCCGACGAACACAGCCUGUGGGUGUCGCACGUGGCUCAGAUCGCAGUACUCUGUGUGCUGUUGCUCACCGUGGUCUUCGGUGUUUUCUUCCUGGGCUGCAACCUGCUCAUCAAGUCCGAGAACAUGAUCAACUUUCUGAUGCAGGAGCGCAGGCCAUCCAAAGGAUUUGUGAUGCCAUCGUUGAUAAGGAAUGCCUUUGCCUGUCAGGGUUCCCACAAAACGUAA